GUAGCCGGUUCAUGUCGUCUAGUCACAAACACUUUAUGACAAUGAUGGCCGAUGGUCGCCGUUUGCCGUUGUUGCGAUCGCGCCGAGUGCCUGAUGUCGAAGAGUGAUGGACAACACUGAAUCCUUCGGGGCGCGCGUGGGGCAUUGCGCCCUCUGGGAGAAAGUCAAAGAAGGCCAUGUCCAUUUGAUCACCAAUGAGGACAUCCAGGAGCUCUUUCACGCGUUCGACGUCUAUGAUCCCAGCGAAAAGAUCUCCACCUCCGACCUGGUGCGCCUGUGCAGCGUGGAGGGCACGUAUCUCACCGCGGAGGACAUCGGCGAGUGGAUCAAAGACUCGGACGUGGACGGCACCGGGGAGGUGGGCAUCAUGGACGUGCAUCGAGGCAUCACCGAGGGCACCGCCGCCUUCUCGUUGGUCAAGAGAGCUUUAUUUGGGCAAGAGAAGGAACACAAGCUGUCAGAGUGCAGCAUCCAUGAGCUGCUGGGGUGGAUGCAUUACGAGUAUGACAAGAAGAGCAAGUUGUGGUCUUUGCCCGAGACGCUCUUCCUAUUUACUGCCUUCAUCAUUGGAGCAGUACUGCAUUUGAAUGUCUGGGAGGCUUUCAAGAGCUCCCGGGCCUACCAAUAUGCCUUGACCUACGGUGACUUCGCCCUGGAGUGGGUCGUCGAUCGAGACACCUUCUGGAAAUGGGUCUACGAGGGUUGGCUUCGCAACAUCCUGCGGCAUCACAUGGUGUCCUUCAUCCGCGAAGUGGAUCCGGACCAGGACGUGCUCAAGACGAAUCCCUUUCCGGGACGGGUCCUGAAAACGCACCAGAUUAUCGGAGCGGUGCGCUUUCGCCGCUGGUAUGCCGUUGGCACGGCUUGCCUGUCUGGAAACAUGUGGAAGGACCUCUAUUCACAGUGCCCUAUGCAUGGUGAGCUUAUGCCUGAUGACUGGUACAUCUUCUACCAUGAGAGCUACGAGGUCAUCCAGGAGCAAAUCCAGGAACGUGCUGAGAACUUCUGGCUGGAUGAUCACACCCGAUUUCUCGACGUUCAAACCUUCUCCUACAAUGCUCAUCAAGCCAUGUUUACCUUGGACAAUUUGAGACUGGAGUUUCGCGAAGCGGGAUACAUGAUCCACCGCGAUGGCAAAAGAGAGACCUUCGCGGAUUCGCCCUACUACAACCUUUGGCUGGCCAUCCCAGAUCUGAUCUUCGCCGUCUUGCUUUGGAAUGUCUUCUAUGGCGAAAUGAAAGAGCUGGUGCCUGCAGCCAUGAAUGGUCUUGAUGGCAUCAAGGACUACUUGAAACUAUGGAAUGUGAUUGACUGGAUCGCCAUCGGCUUUGGGUUCACCACCUUGUCCUUUUGGAUGGUUUUCGUGUUGAAGGUGAGUGGCGAGUUGCCAGAAGUCCUCAAACCUCUGCCCUCCAAUGCCCUGGAUCGAGCGGUCUUUACCAAUCGCUCCUACCUCACUUCAGAGGAAUUCGACAGCGUGGUGGAUCGCUUCGACUUCGAGCGCCAGGUGGCGGAGAUCUUCCGUUGCGCCGAGGAGGUGGCGGAGAGUCACGUGGUGGCGCGACGGCUGAUCUUCGUCUAUUUGUUCAUCUUGAUGCUGAAGUUCUUCAAAGCCUUUGGAUCCAACGAUCGUUUGGACAUUGUCAUCAAGACCAUCACCGGUUCAGCCGUGGACGUGGCCCACUUUGCCUUGGCCUUUGCAUUGGUCUUCGUAUGCUUUGCUGGCUCUGGCAUGCUGCUGAUCGGCACGACCUUCGAGGGUUACCAUACCAUUCCAUCGGCGUUGUACUUUCGCUGGGCCGAGAAUGUUGAAAUGGACGAUAUCGAGGGCUUCGAACCAUGGUUUCAGGUUUUGGCAUACUUUUGGUUCUUCUCCUACUUGAGCUUGAUGAGUAUCUUGAUGAUCAAUAUCCUGGUGGGCUUGAUCUUUGAGGCUUAUGGUCGAAUUCGCUCGGCAGCUGGAGAGCCGGAGACCUUGCUGGAGCAAGUGGGAGAAGCUGUGGAGAAUUUAAAGGAGACGAAGAACUUCAUUGACAUGUGGUACUUGAUUUGUGAACUGGAAGAUGAUGAUUUUCCAGCUCAUCCCGCGGAGCUGGUCACGAUAAGAAGUUUGAAGAAGGCCUUUUCGAAAGACAGGAUGACGAAGCAAAACGCCGAGUACCUCAUCGAGAGCGCCUCGCGCUGGGCCAAGAAGCAGGAGCACAAUGUGGAACUCUCCGUGACGGAUGGCGUGCGGAUGAUUGGACAGACCAGGACCAACGUGAACAAGUUGCUGGUCUUGUCCGAACAGGUGAACGCCAUGCUGCGGAAGUUUCACUCGAAGCGCACGGAAAGUGAAGGGGGGGAUUGGCUCAGCAUGUAUGGAGCUGCCCAACACGAGAUACAGCAGGAGGCUGCGACGAAGACGGAGGAAUCGGAUCCCCUCGCGGCGAGUCCGGCGAGGCGAAAGCACAAGGUCUCGGAAAUGCAACAGAAGUCGAGAGAAGAGCUGAUGUUCUAUCAGAUGCGGAACCGCUUCUCCGACAUGAUUUCCAUGACUCAGGAGCAGACGAAGCUGCUGGAGUUCAUUUCACAAUCGAUUGGUGCUCGCCAAGAAUCCAUUGUGGAGAAGGACAAUUGGGGACGGCAAAAGACGGCGGUGCUCACGGACAGGUGUGAGAAGAUUGAGAUCAACAUCGGCAAGCUGAGCGAGUGCUUAAAGGGCGUCGACCCCGGUCAGCUGCGUGGCAUGCCGGACAAGUUGAAGGAGUUUGCGCAGAAGGUGCACGCCUGGCAAGUGGAGGAUAGCAAUCCUCGAAGUUCUUCGAAACUUGAUCAUAUGGCCAUGCUUCAGCAUCAGAUGGACUCGAUCUCACAGGACGUCGCCCAGAUCUCGGCUGCGACCAAGGCCAAAGCAGAUAUUGCCAAGGCUUUGCAGCAUGUCGACGCUCGGAAGAGACAGAUAUGGGCCAGGGGGAAGAGAGGAAGAGGACACAAAAUGAAGCAAGUGAUAUAGACCAAGGAGAGGAGACAUGUCCUUUUGUAAUUUGUAAAAGAGACUCAGUCUUAUAGUCUCUCUCCCGUAAACUCUAUGACGUACGCCUUGUUCUUCGUCCAUCUUCCGUGCUCAGAAGCCGUUGAUCGACCAGUGGUGCGGCGCGACGACGGCUCGCCUGGUGAAGACGCCCAGCCGCUUCACCGAAGACUCCAGCGACGCCUCGCCGCGCAUGGUGCAGACUUGGACGGGUUUCACCAGCUUCGACGCACAAGACGACGCACCGGACGAGGUCAGAUGAGACGUCUCCGGUCCGAGGCGCUCACCCGAGAAGGACGAAGGACUGUGUUGGUCGAAACGUGUGUUUGUUG
Molecule: messenger RNA, 3345 nt
Organism: Durusdinium trenchii
Lineage: Eukaryota; Dinophyceae; Suessiales; Symbiodiniaceae
Source: the annotation of a GenBank genome assembly